Dovyalis caffra is the source of this 600-nucleotide messenger RNA. NCBI's taxonomy places the organism in Eukaryota, Viridiplantae, Streptophyta, Magnoliopsida, Malpighiales, Salicaceae. The record is from the annotation of a GenBank genome assembly.
AUGAUCACGAUAACAACGAUGGCGAUGCUGAUGAUGAGGAAGAACAGGAAAGAAACUGAUAGCAUAAGAGGUUCACCAGCUGUGGAGCUCAUACAUGGAGUGAAGAUAUUACACAACUCGCAAUUCCUCGAGGAGCAAUUCAUAUUAGAGUUGAAGACACUUGGUAUAUUGAGACAUGUCAACUUACUGCCACUGCUGAAAUUUUGUAUCACAUCAAAAUAUAGGCUUCUGGUCUACAAAUAUAUGCCAAAUGGUAACCUAUAUAUGAUUGGCUACAUCCGAUGGAAGGUCAAACACAUGGAAUGGAUUGUGAGGCUUAAAGUUGCUAUCGGGUCUGAUUUUUCUGAGGCUAUCGAUAAGUCUCUGAUUGGGAAAGGGUUUGAUCCUGAGAUCUUUCUGGUUCUUAAAAUUGCAUGCAACUAUGUUGAUACCAUUCCAGAUCGAAGACCAACAAUGCUUCAAGUGUACAACGAUAUAGAAGCGAUAAGGGAGGAGAGAUGUGAGCAGGUUGAUGAGGCAGAGGUACUUAUGCUGCAUGAAAUUUUCCCUGCCACGUUUGAACGAAACUCUGUUGAGAUUCAAUUAGAGAAUGGGCUUUAA